CCCGGGCGCCGCCAUCUUGGGCCGGUUCUCCGCACGCCACUCGGGUGAAUGGGUAGAUAUGAGAUUACCACGGCGGAGCAGCGGCAGCGGGGCACCCACGGCUGUUCUGCGCUGCCAGCCACGCUCGGCGGGCUCUAGGCACGGCCGGCGCCGCCCGGAGAGAACCCCCCGGCUCGGCCUUUCCGCCCCUAAGCUGCACUGCUGGAGGGACAAAGUUGGGCUGAGCCGCGCUGCCUCCGCCGCCCGGGAGACCGGGGAGCUGAGCCGGGGUCAGAGUUAGGGGAGAGGGCGAGCAGGGCAGCGCGCCCCGCUCCGCCGUGUGGGAGGCGCGGGGGGAAGGCGCUGCCUCCCCGCCCCUGCCGUGUCCUGCUGCUCCUCGCUCCGCGCAGGAAAAGGAAAAAGAGGAGGAAAAAAACGAGGCGACAACCGGAUCGAGCUCGGAGGGGUGGGUUUGGUGGAGGGUCCGUGUGAGCAGCGGCGGGGCGGCCAGGAGGAGAUGUGUCCGUGAGGAGCGUGGAUCCAUUCAGGACCCGUGAAUCUUGGAUCCAGCCCGGACCCUUGAGGAGCCUGGAUCCAGCCCGGCCCCGUGAGGAACGUGAAUCCAUCCCGGCCCCGUGAAUCCCGGAUCCAUCCAUCCUGUGAGGCACAGCCCCGCUCGCCUCCUCCCUUCCAAAGAAGCCCAGCUCUCCUGGAAGGAAGCUCGGCGCUCCGGCAAGGAUUUGCCACAAAGAAUAUACCACCCUCCUCCUCCUCCCCCAGCGCCUGGAUACUGCAUUUUUUUUAUUUUAUUUUUUUUUUCUCCUACCCCCCUCCCCAGUCGCUCCCGUGUGUUUAAAAACCAAAUAUAGCUUCUUUGCGGGGGGAAGGGAUGGAAAUCUCCUAGAAGGAUUGGAAAUCUUGCCGGGAUUCGGGAGUGCUGGAGAAGGACGGCGGAGCCGGGGGGAUGCGCUGCUCUCGCCGCCUGGCCAAGGACUAGAGCUUUGCCCCUUCCCAAGGGUUGGUUUGGUACCAAACUUGGUUUUUUCCUCCCUUUUCCUCGGCUGGGCUGCGCGAAAUCCCUCAGCGUUAUUAUAGAGAAAACCCACGUGUGGCUGGUUUUUAAGGCAGUUUUUUUAUCUUCUCGUCGAGGAACUGACAGAACUUCCUCCCUUCGCCCCGAGGUUUGGAACUGGAAUGGAGCUGCUUUUCUCCCAAACACUACAAGGUGUGUGAGGAGGGGGAGGCAGGACGAAAACAUCGUGUGGACUCAUCCCGCCCGACCCCCCGGCAUCCACGAGGGAUGAUCCUGCACGGCGCUUGAUGUGGAAAACACUUGGAGACUCAGAGACUUCGUCGUGUCCAGCAGCUUAAUUCUUGACUUAUUUUCUUCUUGUUUUGGUUUUUUUUUUCUUUUUUUUAAGUGGAUUCGUAGCAUUACUUUUGCGAAUUGAAUUUUGCCACCGUUUGUACAGAAGCCAAAUGACACGUGUGUUUUGAAACACGGUUCCAAAUAUAUUUAUCCCUCCCUCGACCCGGAUUCUCUCUAGAAAGAGCCGCGGGGAGGUCGUCAGUGUCUAAACAAACCUGAUUUUAGUGUUUUCUGAACACUACCUGCUGCAGAGAUGUUGCUAUAAAUUGCUUUAUAACGGUUCAGCAAGAAGGGAGAUUUUUUUUUUUUUUUCCAGCUUGCAGGACCCAGGAAACUGGAUACUUAAAAGUCACUUAAAUGUUUUAACAGCGUUGGAAAAUGGGAGCUGCUACUAAGUUGGCGUUCGCUGUUUUUCUUAUCUCUUGUUCAUCAGGUGCCAUCCUCGGCAGGUCAGAGACCCAGGAGUGCAUCUACUACAACGCCAACUGGGAGAAGGAUAAAACCAACCGGAGCGGGAUCGAGCCUUGUUACGGGGACAAAGAUAAGAGGAGACACUGCUUUGCCACGUGGAAGAACAUUUCUGGCUCCAUUGAGAUCGUGAAGCAGGGCUGCUGGCUGGAUGACAUCAACUGCUAUGACAGGAAUGAUUGCAUCGAGAAGAAGGACAGCCCUGAGGUGUUUUUCUGUUGCUGCGAGGGCAACAUGUGCAACGAGCGCUUCUUCUACUUCCCGGAGAUGGAGGUGACCCAGCCCACUUCCAACCCCGUGACCCCGAAGCCCCCUCUGUUCAACACCCUGCUGUAUUCCUUGGUGCCUAUCAUGGGAAUUGCAGUGAUUGUGCUCUUUUCCUUCUGGAUGUACAGACACCACAAGCUGGCCUAUCCCCCAGUGCUGGUGCCCACCCAGCAUGCCUUUCAUAUAAUGAUCGAGGAUCCUGGGCCUCCCCCACCGUCCCCACUGAUGGGUCUGAAGCCUCUGCAGCUCCUGGAGAUCAAAGCCAGGGGCAGGUUUGGGUGUGUGUGGAAAGCUCAGCUCCUCAAUGAAUACGUGGCAGUGAAAAUAUUCCCCAUCCAGGACAAGCAGUCGUGGCAGAACGAGUACGAGAUCUACAGCCUGCCGGGCAUGAAGCACGAGAACAUCCUGCAGUUCAUCGGCGCCGAGAAGAGGGGCAGCAGCAUCGACGUGGACCUCUGGCUCAUCACGGCCUUCCACGAGAAGGGCUCCCUGACGGAUUUCCUGAAGGCCAACGUGGUGUCGUGGACGGAGCUGUGCCACAUCGCGCAGACCAUGGCGCGGGGCCUGGCCUACCUGCACGAGGACAUCCCGGGGCUCAAGGACGGCCACAAACCCGCCAUCUCCCACAGGGACAUCAAAAGCAAGAACGUGCUGCUGAAGAACAACCUCACUGCCUGCAUUGCUGAUUUCGGGCUGGCUCUGAAGUUCGAGGCUGGGAAAUCUGCAGGAGACACCCACGGGCAGGUGGGCACCCGGCGGUACAUGGCCCCGGAGGUCCUGGAAGGCGCCAUCAACUUCCAGAGGGACGCGUUCCUGAGGAUCGACAUGUACGCCAUGGGACUGGUGCUCUGGGAACUGGCCUCGCGCUGCACGGCCUCCGACGGCCCCGUGGAUGAGUACAUGCUGCCCUUUGAGGAGGAGAUUGGCCAGCACCCCUCCCUGGAGGACAUGCAGGAGGUGGUGGUCCAUAAAAAGAAGAGGCCUGUCCUGAGGGAGUGUUGGCAGAAACAUUCUGGAAUGGCGAUGCUGUGCGAGACCAUCGAGGAGUGCUGGGAUCACGACGCCGAGGCGCGGCUCUCCGCCGGCUGCGUGGAGGAGAGGAUCAUCCAGAUGCAAAAACUGACUAACAUUAUAACCACAGAGGACAUCGUGACUGUGGUCACAAUGGUGACGAACGUGGACUUUCCUCCCAAAGAAUCCAGUCUAUGAUAGUUGCACUGGUCAUGGAAGUGACCGCGGGACUCUUGGGCGGAGCUGCUCCGGCGCGCGGGCUGCCGGCGUCGCUGCCGUGCCGGCGGGAAGAGCGGAUGGUAAGUCUCUCUGGAACAUCACCAAGAGGUGUUUCUCCUUUGUUUGCCCCUUCCUCCUCCCCGGCGUGGAUCCAUGAGACUUCCUGCAUUCCCUGCUCACACCUGAAGGACGUGACCGGACCCCUCACGUGCCGACGAGGGACUCACAUGAAGAAUAUGGACCUGUCGGGGCUUAACGAGCGUUUUAAACACUGACACCCGAUUUCUUAAUCCCUGGCAGAAGAGACUAAUUCCUUAAACGAACUGCUGUUAUUUUUUUUAAAUUCAAGAAAAAGAAAAAAAAAAAAAAAAAAAAAA
Pipra filicauda (Wire-tailed manakin) is the source of this 3690-nucleotide messenger RNA. It is a transcript of the gene ACVR2A, whose product is annotated as activin A receptor type 2A. NCBI's taxonomy places the organism in Eukaryota, Metazoa, Chordata, Aves, Passeriformes, Pipridae. The record is from RefSeq and is a predicted model, not a curated record. Gene Ontology annotation, cellular component: activin receptor complex; plasma membrane. Bases 1727 to 3292 code for a protein of 521 amino acids. The transcript is spliced from 12 exons. Gene Ontology annotation, molecular function: ATP binding; activin receptor activity; activin binding. Gene Ontology annotation, biological process: activin receptor signaling pathway; protein phosphorylation; cellular response to growth factor stimulus.